Messenger RNA from Lontra canadensis (Northern American river otter), 2482 nucleotides. RefSeq names its product zinc finger CCCH-type containing 14 (gene ZC3H14). The coding region runs from base 155 to 2365 and encodes 736 amino acids. The record is from RefSeq and is a predicted model, not a curated record. NCBI's taxonomy places the organism in Eukaryota, Metazoa, Chordata, Mammalia, Carnivora, Mustelidae. The transcript is spliced from 17 exons. Gene Ontology annotation, cellular component: nucleus; cytoplasm. Gene Ontology annotation, biological process: regulation of mRNA stability. Gene Ontology annotation, molecular function: metal ion binding; poly(A) binding.
CUAGCCGGUGGGGGCGGGUCACGCAGAUCGCGCGGCCCGGAGCUGCGCUGGCGGCUGGCGGCUGCGGCGGCGAAACUGCGGACUGGGGGCGGGCGCGGGGCUCUGGGUAAACGAAGCGCCGCGCAGUGCUGAGCCCGCCGCUGGUCGGGGAGCCAUGGAAAUCGGUACCGAGAUCAGCCGCAAAAUCCGGAGUGCCAUUAAGGGGAAAUUACAAGAAUUAGGAGCUUACGUUGAUGAAGAACUUCCUGAUUACAUUAUGGUGAUGGUGGCCAACAAGAAAAGUCAGGACCAAAUGACAGAGGACCUGUCCCUGUUUCUAGGGAACAACACAAUUCGAUUCACCGUAUGGCUUCAUGGUGUGUUAGAUAAACUUCGCUCUGUUACAACUGACCCUUCCAGUCUUAAGUCUUCUGAUACUAGCAUCUUUGACAAUAAUGUGUCUUCAAACAAGAGCUGUUUCAGUCGGGGAGAUGAGAGAAGGCAUGAAGCUGCAGUGCCACCUCUUGCAGUUGCUAGCACUAGACCUGAAAAAAGAGAUUCCAGGGUUUCUACUAGUUCACAAGAGCAGAAAACCACUACUGUCAGACAGACUUAUGAUGAUGGAGCUGCAACCCGAUUAAUGUCAACUGUGAAACCUCUGAGGGAGCCAGCACCCUCUGAAGAUGUGAUUGAUAUUAAACCAGAACCAGAUGAUCUCAUUGAUGAAGACCUCAAUUUUGUGCAGGAGAAUCCCUUAUCUCAGAAAAAACCUACAGUGACACUUACAUAUGGUUCUUCUCGCCCUUCUAUUGAAAUUUAUCGACCACCUGCAAGUCGAAAUGCAGAUAGUGGUGCUCAUUUAAACAGGUUGCAAUUUCAGCAGCAGCAAAACAGUAUUCAUGCUGCCAAGCAAUCUGAUACACAGAACAGCCGGGUAUAUGAAACAGGGCGUUUGUGUGAACCGGACGUGCUUAACAGUUUAGAAGAGACUUACAGUCCCUUUUUCAGAAACAACUCAGAAAAAAUGAGUAUUGAGGAAGAAAACUUUCGGAAGAGAAAGUUGCCUGUGGUAAGUUCAGUUGUUAAAGUAAAAAAAUUCAAUCAUGAUGGAGAAGAGGAGGAGGAAGAUGACGAUUGUGGGUCUCGUACAGGAAGUAUCUCCAGCAGUGUGUCAGUGCCAGCAAAGCCUGAAAGGAGACCUUCACUUCCACCUUCUAAACAAGCUAACAAGAACCUAAUUUUGAAGGCUAUAUCUGAAGCUCAAGAAUCUGUAACAAAAACAACUAACUAUUCUACAGUCUCACAGAAACAGACACUUCCAGUUGCUCCCAGAACUCGAACUUCUCAAGAAGAAUUGCUGGCAGAAAUGGUCCAGGGCCAAAGCAGGACCCCCAGAAUAAGUACCCCUAUUAAAGAAGAGGAAACAAAGGGAGAUAAUAUAGAAAAGAGCCAAGGAACUCAACAGAGGCAGUUGUUAUCCCGACUGCAAAUUGACCCAGUAAUGGCAGAAACUCUACAGAUCAGUCAAGAUUACUAUGACAUGGAAUCCAUGGUCCAUGCAGACACAAGAUCAUUUAUUCUGAAGAAGCCAAAGCUGUCUGAGGAAAUAGUAGUGGCACCAAACCAAGAGUCGGGGAUGAAGACUGCAGAUACCCUUCGGGUACUUUCAGGACACCUUAUGCAGACACGAGAUCUUGUACAACCAGAUAAACCUGCAAGUCCCAAGUUUAUAGUGACGCUGGAUGGUGUCCCCAGCCCCCCAGGAUACAUGUCAGAUCAAGAGGAGGACAUGUGCUUUGAAGGAGUGAAACCUGUAAACCAAACUGCAGCCUCAAACAAGGGACUCAGAGGUCUCCUCCACCCACAGCACUUGCACUUGACGGGCAGGCAGCUCGAUGACCCAGAUGGUAGCUUUCCAAAUGCUGAGAUGAGUGAACUGAGUGUGGUCCAGAAACCAGAAAAACUUCUGGAGCGUUGCAAGUACUGGCCUGCCUGUAAAAAUGGGGAUGAGUGUGCUUACCAUCAUCCUGUUUCACCGUGCAAAGCCUUCCCCAAUUGUAAAUUUGCUGAAAAAUGUUUGUUUGUUCAUCCAAAUUGUAAAUAUGAUGCAAAAUGUACUAAGCCAGAUUGUCCCUUCACUCAUAUGAGUAGAAGAAUUCCAGUACUGCCUCCAAAACCAGCAGUUGCAACACCAGCAUCACCUUCUAGUAGUCAACUGUGCCGUUAUUUCCCUGCUUGUAAGAAAAUGGAAUGUCCCUUCUAUCAUCCAAAACACUGCAGGUUCAACACUCAGUGUACAAGACCCGACUGCACGUUUUAUCAUCCCACCAUUACUGUGCCGCCACGACAUGCCUUGAAAUGGAUUCGACCUCAAACCAGUGAAUGACUGUCCUACUUGGCAGAAGACUGGAAUUUCCAUCUACUGGUGAAAAUAUUCUGCAAAACUUGUCAAACCUUUGAAACUUGGAAUAUAUUGCUUUCAUAAUAUGAAGUUUAUUGCCUA